GUGAGCUGAGUGGGAGUAGUAAUUAGCUAGGUAGAGCUUAAUCUGCUUCUUCUUGUGUUGAUGAAGGAGAGGGGUGUGAGGAUGAAUAAGCAGGGAUUGAUCAUGAAGACCCUGGACAGGUGCCUGUCCAAGCACAGGGGUGGCGGCGGCCGGCCGGAGCCGCCGCCGGAGGGGAGCUUCGCGGUGUACGUCGGUGGCGGCGGCGGCGGCGGGAGGGAGAGGUUCGUGGUGAGGACGGAGUGCGUGAACCACCCGCUGUUCAGGGCGCUGCUGGAGGAGGCCGAGGAGGAGUACGGGUACGUGGCGGACGGCCCGCUGGAGCUCCCCUGCGACGCCGGCGAGUUCGUCGCCGUGCUGGAGAGGAUCGAGCGGGAGAUGGCGGAGGAGAGGACGGUCAAGUGCGGCGGCCUGGUGGUCAGGCUCCACCCGGCGGCGCACCUCAUGCUGGCGGCGGCUCCGGCGAGGCCGCCGCCAAUGAUUGCCGGCUGA
Molecule: messenger RNA, 489 nt
Organism: Oryza brachyantha (malo sina)
Lineage: Eukaryota; Viridiplantae; Streptophyta; Magnoliopsida; Poales; Poaceae
Product: auxin-responsive protein SAUR50-like
Exons: 1
Coding region: 61-489 (142 amino acids)
Biological process (GO): response to auxin
Source: RefSeq, a predicted model, not a curated record